AAUUAUGCUCACAAGCUUUCUGCAAAUAAAUUUCAGAUAUGCAUCGCGAGCCAAGGCACAAGAUUUUGAGAUUUAUGCUCCAAAUGCAACGUUUGAAGAUCCCCUUAUGCGUGCAGAGGGGGUAAAGCAGAUAAAAUCAUCAUUUUAUUCGCUCGGGAAGGUCUUCAGUGAGUCGAGAAUAGUGGAGUACAACGUCACAGAGAAAGAAAUUUCCCCUGGAAAUAAAGAGAUUUUAAUUGACAACAAACAAUAUUACAAGUUCUUGGGGAAAGACAUUCAUAUGAUAUCACUAAUCAAGUUGUACACGGAAGGAGGAAAGUUUGUUCGUCAUGAAGACUGCUGGGAUAAGAAACCUUUACGGAAUAGGGAGACAGUAAAAGUACCACUUGUUGGACGUAUGAUUGAGGUAUCUCGAAGAGCUUCGAUGCUUUUGACACAUGCUCUAAUGGGGUUUGGAAAAGAUCCCUCCAUGUAAAUUGCAGUGCACUGUUUUUAAGUGUUUCAAUUAGUUUUUACCAUAUUGUAAGAAAUAUAUAUAUGUUUGCUUGAAAGUAUGUCAAGAUAAUUAUUAUACAGUUGAUCCAUUUGGGCCUCCAUAGACAAUUUUCAUCCUAUUAUUUAAGUUAUAUAUAAAUUUUAGCCAGUAUUACUAAA
Solanum stenotomum is the source of this 654-nucleotide messenger RNA. RefSeq lists its product as uncharacterized. The record is from RefSeq and is a predicted model, not a curated record. The transcript has 5 exons. Bases 5 to 475 code for a protein of 156 amino acids. NCBI's taxonomy places the organism in Eukaryota, Viridiplantae, Streptophyta, Magnoliopsida, Solanales, Solanaceae.